Messenger RNA from Boleophthalmus pectinirostris (great blue-spotted mudskipper), 1105 nucleotides. Its product is annotated as zinc finger protein 239-like. Gene Ontology annotation, biological process: regulation of transcription by RNA polymerase II. The record is from RefSeq and is a predicted model, not a curated record. Bases 46 to 789 code for a protein of 247 amino acids. Gene Ontology annotation, molecular function: RNA polymerase II transcription regulatory region sequence-specific DNA binding; DNA-binding transcription factor activity, RNA polymerase II-specific. The transcript has a single exon. Gene Ontology annotation, cellular component: nucleus. NCBI's taxonomy places the organism in Eukaryota, Metazoa, Chordata, Actinopteri, Gobiiformes, Gobiidae.
UUCUUUCCUUUGUUCUGAUGCAGAGCUACAAGAUCCACCAACAGAAUGACCUUCACAUGUGACCAGUGUGGAAAAGUGUGGCCAAAAGCUUCAGAACUGAAAAAACACUACAGAACUCACACAGGAGAAAGACCAUACGAGUGUGACCAGUGUGGGACAGGAUUCAAACGAUCAGAUCAUCUCCAUCGACAUACGAGAAUCCACACUGGAGAGAAACCGUAUGAGUGUGACGUUUGUGAGAAAACAUUUUCAGAUUCAGGCACCUUAAAAUCACAUAUGAGAGUCCACACUGGAGAGAAACCGUAUGAGUGUGACCAGUGUGGGGUCCAGUUUAGACAGUCUAGUGCCCUCCAUCAACAUAUGAGAAUCCACACAGGGGUAAAACCACACAGAUGUGAUGUUUGUGAGAAGACAUUUUCGCUGUCACACAACCUAAAAUCACAUAUGAGAGUCCACACUGGAGAGAAACCGUACGCGUGUGACCAGUGUGGGGUCCAAUUUAGACAGUCUAGUGACCUCCGUAAACAUAUGAGAAUCCACACAGGAGAGAAGCCCUUUGAAUGUGAUGUUUGUGAGAAGACAUUUUCAUGGUCAAGCAACCUAAAAUCACAUAUGAGAAUCCACACUGGAGAGAAACUGUACAGAUGUGACCAGUGUCUUAAUAAACACAUGAGAGUUCAUUUUGAAUACAGACUAUAUGAGUGUGACCAGUGUGAAAAGUUCUUCAGAACAUCCCAGGAACUGUCCAGUCACUACCGAACGCACACAGGAGACGAACCAGACGACUGAAGAAAGAGGGAAGGAUUUGGGGUCUGUGGGGAAAGGAGAAAGAGCUGCUGAGGCCGGAUCAAGUGAGCCUAAAGUCAGACUCAAGAAGCUGGAGAUCAGGCUUCAGAGACUCCAGACUGUGGAGUUGGCCGAUGUGUAGUGUCAAAAAUACAAGUGUUAAAUGACACGUUAAGAUGUUUUUCUUUCCAUCCAUGUUUGUUCAUCUGUUCUUUGUUGUAUUGUUUUUAAACUUUGUGCGUUUAGUCUUGUUUGACUGCACUUCCUGAAAUUAAAAUUCCAGUUCCCUUAAUUAAAAUAUAAGAAUUAGAAAAUAAAA